GGUGGCCAGAACCUCGACGACCGCCAUUUUGUCGAUUGAAAGGAAGAAGAGAGAGUAGUAGCCGUAACCGCGAGAAGGAGGGGGUUGGGAGGGGUCGAAGACCCGGCCGAGGGUUCGGUGACCAGGGGGCGGCCCGGAUGGUGAAAUCCUCCCUGCAGCGGAUCCUCAACAGUCACUGCUUCGCCCGCGAGAAGGAAGGAAAUAAAAAGACCCACAUCGCCGCCAUGCCCGCCCUGCCCGCCAGCGCCGCUUUGAGGAGUUCCAGGGUGUCCUUCAGUUGCUGUAGUAACCUGGGUCCGGGGCCUCGGUGGUGCUCCGAUGCCCCUCACCCACCCCUGAAGAUCCCAGGUGGGCGAGGGAAUAGUCAGAGGGAUCACAAUCUUUCAGCUAACUUAUUUUAUUCUGAUAAUCGGCUGAAUGUCACAGAGGAAGUCACAUCAAACAACAGGACAAGAAUCCUGAAUGUCCAGUCCAGGCUGACGGAGGCCAAGCACAUCAGUUGGAGAACUGUGUUGAACAACAACAAUCUGUACAUCGAAAUUCCCAACGGCGCCCUGCCUGAAGGGAGCAAAGACAGUUUUGCAGUUCUUCUCGAGUUUGCUGAGGAACAGCUCCAAGUCGACCACAUCUUCAUUUGCUUCCACAAGAACAGAGAUGACAGAGCUUCGCUGCUCCGUACCUUCAGCUUCUUGGGCUUUGAGAUUGUGAGACCGGGGCAUCCCCUUGUCCCCAAGAGACCCGACGCUUGCUUUAUGGCCUACACGUUUGAACGCGACUCUUCCGAAGAAGACUAGAUUUGCAGUGUGUGCCCUGUAGAGCUUUCUUGUUCUCUGUCAAAAGAUGAAUCUGUAGGAACGUUGUCAACAUCCUGAUGGUAAUGUAGCGCAUACAUGGCGUGUCCUUUGUACGAAUUCCUAUAACAGGCUGCUCCGGUGGUGGUGGGAGAUGUUGAAAAUUUCCGACACUUUGUCAUCUUUCUCUCUUUCCCCCUUCUCCCCCCUUGGAUUUGUUCGCAUGUUGUGAUUGUGCGAAAAUAAUAAAUGCUCACUCCAAAUUAGCCGUAUAUUUCUUGGAAGUUUUAAUAUUGUGUGUUUGUGAUACUGAAGUAUUUGCUUUAAUUCUAAAUAAAAGUUUAUAUUUUA
Messenger RNA from Hemicordylus capensis (graceful crag lizard), 1142 nucleotides. It is a transcript of the gene OAZ1, whose product is annotated as ornithine decarboxylase antizyme 1. Gene Ontology annotation, cellular component: nucleus; cytoplasm. The record is from RefSeq and is a predicted model, not a curated record. NCBI's taxonomy places the organism in Eukaryota, Metazoa, Chordata, Lepidosauria, Squamata, Cordylidae. Gene Ontology annotation, biological process: positive regulation of protein catabolic process. Gene Ontology annotation, molecular function: ornithine decarboxylase inhibitor activity.